ACAGAAGCAUUUUCCGCUUUCAUACGUCACAUGUACACUUUUGUGGCGAGCUGGUGUGGUGUCUUUACCGCAGCGAUUGACAUCUGUAACUGGGCUGAAAAAAAUGACCGUGUAAACCACCAGACUUUGCUCGCCGAAAAGAAUGGCGCGUUCAGGCGUGUUUGUGUGCUUAUUCCUUGCCGCAUUCGUCGGAGAAUUUUGCCUUGGUCAUGAGGAAGAGGUAGCUAAAUGCAUCGAUGGCCCUUAUCAUAAAGAUAAACCGUCUCCUGAAGGGCCGGACUAUGUUGAAUGUCAACCUUGGAAGGAAAACACGUGCUGUACUGCAGGCUUCACUGCUCAACUUGAGAAAAGUAAUGUGGAAGUUUUGUAUAAUUUUUCAUGGCACCACUGUGGUAAUCUCUCUAAGGAGUGUGAGCGGUACAUAAAAAACGAAGAGUGUUUCUAUUCGUGUGAACCCAGCCUUAUCAAAUGGCAUACCUCUGGUGGAGGCGUGAAACAGGUUCCAAUAUGUGCUGACUAUUGUGAUAAAUGGUACGAUGCCUGCAAAAACGAUAUGACUUGCGCUGAAGAUUGGCUGGCGGAUUUCAACUUUACUUUAAGCCAGUACUCCUGCCGAACUGAUUCCAAAUGUCUCAGAUUUAGCGAGCUGUAUAAAGACGGUGAAGGAUUGUGUAACAAAAUGUGGGGACAAUCAUUUACGUACGAAAAGAGCAACAAUUGUAUGGUGAUGUGGUUCGAUGGCAAGAACCCAAACGAAAAGGUCAAGCUUAAUACGACCGGCGAGAACCCAGCCGGUGCCGCAGUAACAAGCUACCAGUCUAAGUUCAUCAAUAUAGCUUUGGCUCUAAGCUUAAUUAAAUUACUUUGUUAAGUUUUCUACUACCAGUGAUAAACAUGGUAUACUUGUGUGUUUUCCGAACUGUAAGUCCAUCCCACUGUAUGUCGAUCACACAAGCUGUAGAACCUGGCGUACAAUUGUUUAAUUUUUGUGUAAUUUCUAUUCUGUUAAUCCUACUUCUACUUUCAUAUUGCGUAAUUUAUGAAAUAACUUAAUUUUAUUUUUUUAAAAUUUUUAAAAUUUUUUAAAUUUUAAUUGUAAUUGAUGUAUUUUAACAGGGAAGAGCCACCUGUUUUAUCUGUUAAUAAACAAUUAUUAUUAUUAUUAUUAUUAUUACUUUACAUCAAAUUUUAAAUUUGCGCCGUCAACAUUUUAUUCAAUCUAUAGCCCAACAAUGUAUCCGCUCUGUAGUAACGCACGAGCAAAAAGGUGGAGAUUUUAUUUUAUCCACUAUGGCUGACGCUGACUACAAGAAUCGAGCUGCUCUGGGAGCGAGAAUGGAACGUUUUAGCUGUAAUUCUGAUUUGAACCUUAAUUAGACUAAAAAACAAAUAUAAGAAGGGAAAAAAAUAGAGCCAAAAAAGAUUGUGUUGAAAGUCGCUGAACUGUUUCGAAUUUUGCCUAUUAAUUCAUUGGAUACCGUUAGUUAAAUUUUGCGCAAAAUGGUGGGUACCAAUUAAAGGAAAAUACUUACUAUGUUAGUGGAAAUGUUCUUUUGAGCACGGUAGUUUUGAAAGUAAGUUGAGUCACUUUGUGCAAGAAAUAAAUAUAGUAAUAAACGAGGUUUACUGGGUUUGCCCCAGAAUUAGUAA
Molecule: messenger RNA, 1650 nt
Organism: Pocillopora damicornis (cauliflower coral)
Lineage: Eukaryota; Metazoa; Cnidaria; Anthozoa; Scleractinia; Pocilloporidae
Product: riboflavin-binding protein
Cellular component (GO): external side of plasma membrane
Molecular function (GO): signaling receptor activity
Source: RefSeq, a predicted model, not a curated record